Molecule: messenger RNA, 936 nt
Organism: Perkinsus marinus ATCC 50983
Lineage: Eukaryota; Perkinsozoa; Perkinsida; Perkinsidae
Exons: 9
Coding region: 1-936 (311 amino acids)
Biological process (GO): prenylated protein catabolic process; prenylcysteine catabolic process
Molecular function (GO): prenylcysteine oxidase activity
Source: RefSeq, a predicted model, not a curated record
AUGCUCGUCAGAUAUGAAGCUGGCGCCGCUGUGGCUCACCAAGAAAACGCGUAUUUCGUCGCAUUCUGUGAGCUCUUUGGUUUGAAACGAAGAAAGAUCGCUAUGUCGAGCGUUGGCGUGGAUAAGUUCGGGAUGAUCUAUGAGCAGCAGAGGAAAGGAGUUGCCUACGAGUCCCCACAGGAGAUGCUUCAGAACCUCGGCACUACUACCGACAAUUUGGCUCCCAUGUUGGACCUUUCAGUUGACGAUUACUUGACGAGGGAAUGCGGUAUUGGUGAAAAACUUGUGAAGGAAGUCGUCAAUGCUGGUACGCGCUGUAAUUAUCGUCAGCCCGGCAGGUGUUUGAACGCCUUUUGUGGUACUGUAAGUAUGGCGGGUACCGACGUGAGCUCCCUGUUCUCGGUGGUGGGUGGCAAUGAGCAGGUCCCCUGUAAAUGCCUGGACGAAUCUGCGGCCAGAGUGGUAUGUGACGCGAGGGUAUUCAAAGUGGAGGUUCUUCAGACUUGUCCCCUGGAGUCCAGCGGCAUCGACGUUGUCGGCUCGCGCAACGCUCGCAAGGCUUUAGGGCUCCUACAAACAGAGGGGCACAGUAUGUGCCGUACUGUUAGUCACUUCACGAAGGGAAAAAUAAGGCCCAGUAUCGUCAACAGUGAGGGUCCUAUAAGCCUUGCUGGAGUGUUGACCUACGAACCCGAUGAAGAUCUCCCAUGGACAGCUAUCGGAUGCCAGAUACCGGUCGACGCUACUCCAGAGGAAGCCAAGGAGAUCGUGGCGCGAUUAUCACGCGGGGAGGAAAGCGUCUUCAAGAUCUUCGCUGAGAGGCCGCUCACUGAACCUGAGAUAGAUUCUCUGAUUGAACGCACGUUGCCGUCGAUUUACGGUGAUUUGCCUUAUCAGACCCUCGUCAUCGAAAAGUCCCAAGAGCGUGGUAUAUGA